AUGCUAAAAGGCUUAUACUCCCCCCAAAAUACCAGCCUUUUUACAAAAAACGCGAGAAUUCGUGGAAAAGACGCGUUGUGUUUUGAGCACAACUUACAUAAUUCAAACGGGAAUACGAUAAACCAAGUCUCCUACAAUCAGCAGAGAUUUUUCGUAUCAUGGAAGUACAAUGAUCGAAGAGACAGCGACCGAAGGAAUAAAUACAGGUCACGAAGUGAUUUCGACCAUGAAAGAUAUAGCUCAAGGGAAAAUUUUGAACAUAAGUCAAGAGAGGAGGAGAAGGAUAUUUCUUACAAAAUCUGGCAUGCACCGAAAAAAGAUGACUACCGACGAACAGGAAUUCACGAGGGAACUGAAAGAGAGAACGACGACUAUGUAAGAGAAAGGUCUUCUAAAUCAUUUUACGGUUCCAAAUCAUCCGAAACAGAGGCAUACAAAAGGUACCAACAAGAGGAUUUUGAUGAAUUUGACAAAUACAAUCGAGAACCUAAGAAACGCGGCGUCGAUUUACAUCAGCGAGGUAGCGGAUUCUUUAAAGGUGUUUUUGAACCAUGGAAAAGUAAAGAAACUCAAUAUGAACGACCUAUAUAUGGUACAAGGGAUAGAACUCGACCCAAUUUAAGUGGGUCACAGGGAAAAAAUAUCAAAGGAUCUAUCGGAGAUUUCUUUAAUACAUCGGUAUCAAAAAAGCCUUUGGAUAUUCGAGAUAACGACACCUUAUCUAAUUCAACGAAAAAUAUUGAACCGCAGGAGUUAAGCGCCGCUUUUGAACGAGAAACUUUUGAACAAGAAGCCAGUUAUGAUGAAUCUCGUACGAGAAACUUUGCAGAUCGAUUAAGAUUGUCAAAGAUUGCUUUGAAGCGAAAAGGAGAUCAUGAUGAGAAUACUUCGGAAAAAGAUAGAGAUAAAGAAUUAAAAUCAGAAAGUCAAUUUAAUCAUGAAUUGAAUCAAAAUGAAAGAUAUCGCAGAAAUGAUGAUUACUAUUUAGAAGAGGAAAAUUAUAAAGAACGUGAUUAUAAUGAUGGUUUCAACAGAAACUACUCGUUCCCUCGUAGAGACGGUUAUGAUAAAAGGGAACUAUACGAACCUAGGGACAGAAAUUUUGGAAGGAGAGAUGAUCAUAUGGGCGGUAGUGGGAGAAAAAUGUUUGAAAACGUAAGACGAGAUCUUAAUCGAGCUGAACACGAGAGGGCUACGCUUGGUGAUCGAGACAUUCUAACAUGGGGAAAGUACCCAUCGAAAAGUAAGGAGUUAAGGGAUAGACGUUCUAAUCCUUUGACAAAGAAAAACUUGUAUAAGCACCCGUGGCCAAACUUAUUCCAGCGCCUUCAUGGCGUCCAGGACAAGACAAUUAUUCAUUUUGAAAACCUCCGAACAAAAAAACAGUACAGAUGGGAGCAACAAAAGGUUAUGGUUCAAGGGGAAGCGAAAAUUUUGGAUUUGGUAAAUAAGGGAUUUUAUGUUAAAAACCUCAUAGUGACAGCUCCGUAUAAACCCAAAACCAGAUACGAGAUUCAACCACCAGCUUUGGACUAUAUAGAAAAGCCCCCUUCAAUAAUGGCCGAAAAUUAUUAUCUUAUGAGCAUCGACAUGGUGCGUAAGAUUUUGGGGAGUGCAGCCAAACCCGAAAAGCAUGAACUCGUAGCCGAAUUUUCUUUUCCCACGAUAGAAUUUCCGCCAAAGGCUGAAAUUAACAGGAUAAUUGUGCUGGAAAAUGUGAAUGAUGCUUAUGAUCUUGGGAUGUUAAUUCGUUCCGCAAAAGCAAUGGGCUGGCAAGGAGUUUAUCUAAUAAAUAAAAGUGGCGAUGUAUAUAAUGAUUUUGUGCUAAGGACUUCGGAUUUUCAUA
This is a messenger RNA of Acaulospora morrowiae, 1846 nucleotides long. The record is from the annotation of a GenBank genome assembly. NCBI's taxonomy places the organism in Eukaryota, Fungi, Glomeromycota, Glomeromycetes, Diversisporales, Acaulosporaceae.